Myzus persicae (green peach aphid) is the source of this 943-nucleotide messenger RNA. RefSeq lists its product as uncharacterized. The transcript has 4 exons. The record is from RefSeq and is a predicted model, not a curated record. The coding region runs from base 266 to 772 and encodes 168 amino acids. Lineage: Eukaryota; Metazoa; Arthropoda; Insecta; Hemiptera; Aphididae.
UUGUCUCACACCGUCAAUCCGUUCUCGACCGUCGAAGAAUCCAACAAGUGUUCUCACGACAUAUCCAGCUAAACUACUAUAAGAUAUUGCCAAAAUUACCGAUUUUGCCGAAACGCGGUUGUAUUCAAAUUUUUAAUCGAAAUUUUUUCAACUCCGUCGUUCGGAUUCGGUCUUCCGCAAUCAACGUGUGACACCGUCGCCAGGACACGUAUUUUUGUGCAGCAUUUUCUACAUACUUAAGCACCUUUCCGCAGCGACGGCCAAUAUGAGAUUCGCGAUAAUUGGAUUCUUAGUGCUGGUGAUGGGCGCCGCCGUCAAAGCUCACAUACACUUCAUCAGGCUGGCUCUACUGGCGGCCAUGGGUCUGGCUGGCAUGUGGAUGAUGCACAAACUCGCACAAGACUGGCACAAGAUUUCAUCAUCUGGCAAGCCCGCCAAGCCAGCAGCCAUGGCCGGAAAACUUUUGGGACUCUGGAAGAGAUCCUUACCCGACGAGCACGUUUCCGCUUAUGUCGAAGAGUCACUGACUGAUUUCUACAAAUUCGACGAAAUUCUCAGGCAAGACAGGUCGACGUGUGCGAGGAAAAUGAUAUGUCAAAUCGCGGCUACGCCUGAAAAUCAACUCAACCAAGUGGAGAUCAAUCUGCUCAAACUGCUCAGCCCCACCGAACACUUUGGCGAAAAUAUGGCAAAGAACAUAUUCCGAAAGGCCAUGGACCUGGGUCGGAGUAAAAAGGACGUGAAGGCGUGUCAUUCAGAGUAUAAAAAAUGAAGAUUCAACACAAGGCAAAUGUUUAAAUUAUUCACUUCGUUCAUGUGACCCGGACUCAUCAUUCUGCUCCCGUUUGUUUUCUGUCGAUUUGAUGCGAGCCUGUAAAUUAUGUGCCAAAUACGUGUAUUAUUACUACUACUAUUAUUAUUAUUAUUUUAAUUAUUAUUAAUA